Talaromyces rugulosus is the source of this 1038-nucleotide messenger RNA. RefSeq lists its product as uncharacterized. Gene Ontology annotation, molecular function: structural constituent of ribosome. Lineage: Eukaryota; Fungi; Ascomycota; Eurotiomycetes; Eurotiales; Trichocomaceae. Gene Ontology annotation, cellular component: mitochondrial large ribosomal subunit. Bases 1 to 1038 code for a protein of 345 amino acids. The record is from RefSeq and is a predicted model, not a curated record. The transcript has 3 exons.
AUGUCGUCUGGAUCCAAUAGUGCGCGGAAAAUCGCAGGGCUUCUGCGCCCGUCAACAUUUGAUGCCGCAAUUUGCAGAAGCUGUCAACAGACAAUCAGCCCCGGCCGGCGCAACUACGCCUCAGCAGCAUCGACAGUUGCCGGGUCCGACAUUCAAAAUGCAGAGAUCCCUCUUGCAUCCAGCUCCGAGGCGGUGACGCCCUCGUUCACGCUCAAAGCCGGCAUUGUGCUCUCGCGCCCUCCGCAAAUCACUCGCGACCUGACCCCGUUCGAGAAGGCGUUUUACUUUUACCAACGACGACUGAACGAGCGGUUAGCGCUCCCUUUUACCCGAUAUUUUUAUUUCAAGCGCGGAACGCCGGCGGACGAGGACUGGAAGAGAAAGUACAAGGACCGCACGACUGCGUCUCGCGACAUUGGCAAGUACAAUGCGUACACCAAGGAGGCGUGGAACGACGAGCUUCUGCUUGGCGCGGCCGAGUCGGAACCGACCCAUCAGACUGAGAUGCUGUUGCAGGAUGCAGAGGUGGUCACUACGACGUCGUCCGAGGGAAACACGACCAAGAAAGUGGACAUUCAGCGACCGUUGCCGAGAGUCACGGAAGCCGACCAGGCAAACGACCAAAAGAGUCUCGAUCGUCUUCUCCAGAGAACUUUGUACCUUCUCGUUCAGACGAAGGAGGGAUACUGGAAGUUUCCCAGCUCACACAUUGGGCUUGAAGAGAACUUGCGCGGCGCCGCUGAGCGCACCCUCUCCGAAUCCGCCGGUAUCAACAUGAACACCUGGUUUGUCGGCUUCCACCCGAUCGGACACCACGCGUACUCGUUCAAGGCACCGAAACCCGACGAAAAGAGCCAAGAACUGGUGGCCGGCGAAAAGACUUUUUUCAUCAAGGGCCGCAUCAUGGGCGGACAGGCGGAUCUUAGCAGCAACACGCUGGACAUCAAGGACUACAAAUGGCUUGCCAAGGAGGAGAUUUCCAAGUAUGUGCUGCCGCAGUACUAUAGCAGCGUGAAGAACAUGCUUGCAGAGCGGUGA